Thecamonas trahens ATCC 50062 is the source of this 3415-nucleotide messenger RNA. RefSeq lists its product as uncharacterized. Gene Ontology annotation, biological process: Ras protein signal transduction; positive regulation of GTPase activity. Bases 1 to 3381 code for a protein of 1126 amino acids. The record is from RefSeq and is a predicted model, not a curated record. Gene Ontology annotation, molecular function: guanyl-nucleotide exchange factor activity. The transcript has 2 exons. Lineage: Eukaryota; Apusomonadida; Apusomonadidae. Gene Ontology annotation, cellular component: plasma membrane.
AUGCUCACUCCUGAGCUUGAACCCUCGGCCUCGCUCACGUCCUCCGACACCGAAUCGGACGCCUCUGCCAUCCAUCACGCUGCUGAUCCGGAGCCGGCGGCCAACGAGUACGAUCGCCCGGCGACGCCGAAGCGGAGCAAAGCCAACGUGCAGCAGCCAACCGCAAGGACUGCCGACCGCGGCUCGGCCCACGAGCGCUGCAAGGAGCAAGCCACUGCUGGCACUCCUGCUCGCGCUCUGCAAAACCCGAUCCGCGAUCAUGUGCGCGAGCAAGCACGAGCUCGCCGGGCGUCCAAAGCCUUGACCCGCGCCUCACAGCUCGAGGCCCACGCCUCCGAGGCCGCACGCCGCGCCGCCAUUCCCACGUCACCGGGUGUCCAUGUACUUUCCGAGGCCGAACAGGACCGCCUCCGCCGCAAGCAUCGCCGCCAAAGCCGGGCCUCGUCACGCCCGCUCUCAACGUUCGACUUGCAGAGCUCACCGGCCAACGCGGCCGCCGAUCCGGGUGCCUCGCUUGCGGUCCUUCCGCGCUCAAUGUGGACUGCAGAGCGUCCGCAGCAGACCUCGUCUCGGGCCCGCCGGACGAAGCGCCGCUUGCACAAGCAACUCCAUGUCACGUAUGACCGCUCAAUGUCGGCUGGCACCGUCGCUCGUCGCGGCCCGGACACCGAGCUCAUCGAACGCAUUGCUGCUGCCAAGCGCAAGGGGCGUUCAUCGCGGAACAAAGGCUCGCGGGCAAGGACUCGGGCGCAGGCCGCGGCCAAGGCCCGCGCCAAGGCCGCGGCGGCGCUGAUGUCGCCGGCGUCGGCCAGCCAUGACUCGCGAUCGCGUCCGCGGUCAGCGCCACGGGCAUCGUCAAGCGAGUUCCACCUCUCUGGUCCGGUCCGCCUAUUUGCUGUUGCUCGCACGCUCACCGCCCGGGAUCCGCUAGCCCGAGCACGACCGCGGACGCCGUCGCCGCAACCUGCCAAGCCGCAGGCCAGGCCGCGCACCCGCGACGGCAUUGCGUCGCCCGAAGCGCGCGCUCGCGAGGCCCGCAUGCGGACUGCGGUCCGCAUUGCUCAUCAGGAGGCCGACGCUCGCGACGCGCAUGUCCAGCGCUACCGCCGCGGCAUCCCGCCAUCGGUCGAGAUCAAAGCUGUACACCAUGGUGCACCCUCAGUCCUCUCGGCGUCGAACAAGGAGCAAAUGCGUCGGCGCCGCGCACGUGAGGCUGCGGCUGCGCAGGCCAGCUCGGCCCGCAGGGCUCCUUCGGGUAGCAACUCUGACUCGGACGCACCGAGCCUUGGCGUCCACGACUCGCUCUCACCCAGUCCGCGUGUGUCUACCGCUCGCGGCUCGGCGCCGACGCCCGGUGGCACGCUCCCGCGGUCGCCGCGGCCGAGAGCUUCGUUGCACCUACAGCCAGAGACGGAGGAGUACGAGUAUGCUCACGAGUUGGAUGGUGAAUCGCGGCGUGGCGGCAUGCCGGUCUUCAACGUCUCGCCGCCAUCGUCGAUCUCGAGCGCCGACUCACCCGCCGACCACUUGGUUGCAGGCGGCAUCACCAUUGUCGUCGACGCGAGCCACUCCGAGUCGUCGGCUCCACGUCCGGGUCCGCCGCCGGGCGUGUCGCGAUUGCAGCUGUUGCAAAGCGACGUCACGUCGCAGCGGCGGGCCAACCGGCGCUCAAUCUCGCUGCAUGGCGGAAGUGGCAGCGGCAGCGGCGGCCGGUCGCGGGCUGGUACCCUCGCUGCGCCUAACAUGACCAGGCCUGAGGCGCUGCUGAAUGUCUCGGCACCGGUGGACGAGGUGUCGGCGAGCCACCUGCUUGCGCCUCACGCGAUCCAGGCACGGGCGGGCGGGCGGCGGCGGUCGCGAGCGCUCUCUAUGUCGGCUGGCCGCACCGCCCUUCCACCGCUCUCGCAAAAGGAGGCCUUUGAGCAGCUGCUCAAGUUUGAGCAGAUCGGAUCGUAUCUCGAGGUACGUGCCGAGGCACGGCGAACGCCUGGGACCAAGUCGGCAAACGCUGCGUUGCUCUCACCGGCCUUGCAGCGGAGCAAGCGGUCGUCGUCGCGGGCCCGGUCCAUUAGCAUCAAGGGCAAGACCACGCCCGACGUCACCGAGUAUCCCGGGUACUGGGCCGAGCUCGACGCCGCGCCGCCACUGGAGACUGAGCUCUCGCGUGUUUACGGUGUGACAACGGUCAAGCAGGGCGCACUCGUCCGCCUCGUCGAGUACCUAGUGACUCGUCCGAAUGACGAGCUCUUCGAGUCGGUCUUCUUCCUCAACUACCGUGUCUUUACCUCAUCGCUCAAGGUGUUUGGCAUGCUGCGGACGCUCUUUCACGCCACGGCUGCGCACGCGGGCAAGCUUGGCCUCGUCCUUCCGCAGCUUCAGUCGCGGGUUCUGGACCUCAUCGGUGGCUGGGUCUCAGACUUUUACUAUGACGACUUUGUCAGCACGCCGGCCAUGGCGCGAGCGCUGGACCAGUUUGUGGCGAGUGAGGCGCCUGCCGCCGGGCUAAGUGAGGAGGCGUCGAUGCUCCGCGAGCUCCGCGACUCGCUCUCGUACGAGCAGCACGCCGAGUUUCUGUGGCCGGAGAAGAUGCCGGACCCGGUGUAUCCUGACCUUGCCUCGGGCAACCAGCUCUCGGUCUACUCGUGCAAGGACGUGGAGAUUGCGCGCCAGCUGACCGUCAUCGAGUCGGGUAUGUUCCAUGCCAUCCGCAAGCCCGAGUUGGUCGACACACCGUGGAUGUCCGAGGAGACUUCGCUCUCGGCGCGCAACGUCAUCGAACUCAUCUCGUUCUUCAACAGGCUCUACCUCUGGGUUACUCUCGAGGUUAUCAAGCCGUUCACAAAGGCCGAGCGCGCGCGUGCGUAUGACAAGAUGGUUGGCAUCAUGGGCGAGCUGUACAAGAUGCGCAACUACAAUGCGACCAUGGCCAUUGUGGGCGCCCUCAACUCGGCGCCGAUCCUUCGCCUCGCCCACACCCGCAAGCUCGUCUCGUCCAAGGCCCGCAAGCUGCUCCGCAAGGUCGAAGCUGCCAUGUCCACCGAGCGCAAUUACGGGAAGUACCGCGCCGUUCUCAACGCCACCCACCAGGCCGUGGUCCCGUACCUCUGGCUCACCCUCCAUGACCUUGUCCUUGCCAAGGACGGCAACGCGCAGCAUCUCCGUGGCGCAUCCAAGUCGGUCCUCUCCAUGGCCCGCCACCUCAUGACCUCUAAGAUCAUCGACGAUGGUGUCCUUCGCUUCCAACAGUACGAGUUCAACUACGAGCCCAUUCCAGCCAUCCAGGCUCUCUUCACCACCACCAAGCUACUUGACGAGGAUGCCAUGUACGAGGUCUCUCUCAAGCGCGAGCCUCGCGGCGCCGAUGCCAAAGAUGUGCCCUGAUGUUGCUUGUUUUAAACCCACAAUCACCAUCCCA